Molecule: messenger RNA, 14063 nt
Organism: Lineus longissimus
Lineage: Eukaryota; Metazoa; Nemertea; Pilidiophora; Heteronemertea; Lineidae
Product: activin receptor type-2A-like
Exons: 6
Coding region: 248-1828 (526 amino acids)
Biological process (GO): cellular response to growth factor stimulus; activin receptor signaling pathway; protein phosphorylation
Cellular component (GO): activin receptor complex; plasma membrane
Molecular function (GO): activin binding; metal ion binding; activin receptor activity
Source: RefSeq, a predicted model, not a curated record
CAGUGUUGGAGCUGUGUUGUUUCACAUCCCAAUAUUAAAAACUCGAUUAUUCCUUUUUUGCGGGAAAAAUGUAACCUUUCAUGAUUUAUAUGGGAAAAACUUGACCUGAAUAAUCUGUGCAUGCCAGUAAUUGGCGUGUUACUGAAGGAAUAGAGUGUUUAUUUGCCCAAAAUUAGGAGGAGAAAUUGUGCGAAAAAAAUCGCUCGGUCUCAAUCUUUGAGACGGACGGGCGGAAAAUAGCCGGAAAAUGUCAUCUCAGCUAGGAUGGUUGGUUGUUCUGAGUGUGAUUUUACUGAUGUCAUAUGCGGUGCUUGGCAAGAAUCACACGAUAUGUGAAUACUACGACCACAGGUACUGCGAGAAGGAGAACCAAUGUAACAUCACGGUGAAACCAUGCAACGACGAAAACGAGGUCGACCUCGACCGGCCGACCUACUGCUACGCCCUGUGGAAAAAUGUCUCGAACGUCUAUCAGCUCCAGAAGAAAGGAUGCUGGAUGAAUCAGCACGACUGUCAGAUGAAGACGGAUUGUGUCCAUAAAGGAGCUCAGGGGGCCACCAGCACGUUCUUCUGUUGCUGUGAGGGGAAUUAUUGUAAUUCUAAUUACACGUUCAUCCCGGUGCCUCCGACACCCAAACCAACUGGAGAAGACUUGCCCAUCAUCUACAGCAACGAUGGGCAGCUGUUUCGCGCAUUGAUGUACUCCCUUGUCCCCAUCAUGGGAUUCGCUCUCGUCAUUGGUAUCACAUUCUGGAUGUGGCGGCGCCACAAGCUCGCCUAUCAUCACGAGUCGAUACCAACCACGGAUCCUACCCCGCUACCGCCACCUACGCCGGUGACGGGUCUGCGCCCACUACAACUCCUUGAGAUCAAAGCUAGAGGCCGGUUUGGCGCCGUGUGGAAGGCACAGCUUCUGACGGAGCACGUGGCCGUGAAAAUUUUCCCGCUGCAGGAUAAAUUAUCGUGGAUGACUGAACAGGAUAUAUUCAACCAGCCGCAAAUGGACCAUGCGAACAUUUUACGGUUCAUCGCGACGGAGCGGAGAGGCGAUAAUCUGAAUAUGGAGCUGUGGUUGAUCACCCAGUUCCACGAGUAUGGCUCGGUGUAUGACUAUUUAAAGGGCAACUUGCUGUCGUGGAAUCAGCUCGUAAACAUGGCUGAGUCCAUGGCACGAGGACUUGCGUACCUGCACGAGGAUAUCCCAAGCGGGAAAAUCUCCCAACACAAGCCGGCGAUAGCGCAUCGGGACUUUAAGAGCAAAAAUGUGCUAGUGAAGGCUGAUCUGACUGCUUGUGUAGCAGAUUUCGGGCUGGCUCUCAAGUUUGACCCGUGUAAGGGUCCCGGAGACACACAUGGCCAGGUUGGAACCCGGCGGUACAUGGCACCAGAGGUGUUAGAGGGCGCCAUCAACUUCAACCGGGACGCGUUCCUGCGGAUAGACAUGUAUGCAUGUGGGUUGGUACUGUGGGAGAUGGCGUCAAGAUGUACAGUUGCUGAUGGGCCAAUACCCGAGUAUCGCCUUCCAUUCGAGGAGGAAGUUGGUCAGCAUCCGACGCUAGAGGACAUGCAGGAGGCAGUUGUACAAAAGAAGAUACGGCCGCGCAUGAAAGAGCAGUGGGCCUUACAUCCGGGUUUGGAGAGUUUUUGUGAUACGAUAGAGGAGUGUUGGGACCACGACGCGGAGGCGAGAUUAUCGGCUGGCUGCGUCGAGGAACGCUUAAACGCACUGCGUAAGACGACUAUGACCUUGGAACCUACCUCAGAGACACCUAUGGUCGUCGUUGUACCCAACCCAGGUUCGUCACCGAUUAAAGAAUCCAGUAUAUAAACUGAUCAACUGACUGUAAUAUGGUGGCGAUUAGGAAGACGGACGUCGAAUUUGUACAUAGGUCCGCUUCCUCAGUUAAUACGAGCGGUAUCUUAUGGCAGGGAUGUGACCAGAAGAUGAGCGGUGGUUCUCUUCUGGUCGAUGCAGGAACGAAAGUCUAUAAUGUGCUCCUUGGUGGCAAGCGUACAGUGUGUUCCAACGACGAUGAUGUUGCCGGGUUUUUGCACCGAAACGUGUGGCAGCCAUGUUGUCACUAAGAGUAAUACUCCGUGAUACACUGAUGCGCGUUGUGGUAUGACAUGUGGCAGUAAAUUACGUUUCCAUGGUGUUGGGGUGCAUACUACGUCAAGGAAGUAAUAUACUCUGGAGCCAAAGAUAAGUCAAACCAAAUAAAUCUGAAAGUUCCACGCUUGUGGCUGUUCUUUGCAGCACCGCUAAAGUCGGGAGAUGGCGGUGGGAAAACGCAUAAAUCUUGCUCUGUGUUGUUUUUAAAUGCGCUGUGUUGGUGCUCAAAAUAUGAAGAUUCCAUGCCGCGUGGCGUGGGGGUGAACGCUUUGAAGUAGCAGCGGUCGGGGGCGUCCCCAAACCUCAGGAGAAACACAAUAUGUACAGUUUAGGAGGCCCGAACUAUGACCCUGCUGCUGGUAUUGGCAGUAUGGAAUAUAAUUCAAUUCAUGUUAUCCUGUAGUUCGGCAAACUAUCGGGGAAUUGUAACGGAAUGGUGAACUAUUAAAGGCAUCUUACGGUGUCUUUAUAAGGUAGUCGUGUAUUUCACCUGAGCUAGGAUUAAGGUACUCCACCUAACACUACACCGAUGUGCGUGUCUUGGUCCUAGUUCAGGAUGGAACACCUUGAAAUGAACAAUCAUGCAGUGUUCUCGUCGGGCCUGUCUUUGCGAAGCAAGGAAUAUCAUUCAGUUAAACGCUUGUCUCAUGUCGGACCAGAAGAAAGAAAAAAACGAUGUUUCCUUUCUUUGCUCUGAUCAGGUCUGGUUGUGCUCGAAAGUCAGAGUAAACAAAAUGGCUGUGCGCUUGGGAGAAAUACAUGUUAAAAUUCUGACUCGACUUUGAAUUUUAAUGUGAUGCAAUCGCUGCUCGUUUUCGAGUUUGAUGAUCGAAUGGUUAUUUGUGAUGCCUUACUUGAAUAACGAGAUAUACCAACCACACUGUUAGUGCAGUACGAAAACAGCACGACAGGAUGGCAUACUCACAAUUGCGUGUAUACUCAGAUUUUUGGGUGUGGCUCGACCUGCUCAUGAUACUUUGAGGUCCUCCCUGAAGUAUUGGAUGCAUCGGUAGCAGUACCCUAUGGCUGUGCGGUUCGACACAAGGUCACUUAAGCAAACACAAAACAACAAAAACUGCCAAGCGAACCGCAUGGAUACGCAGCCAGUGUUCUUCACAACCUUUUAAAAAGGGGCGCCCCGCUUUACCCCUAGGGGGGUCUGAUUUCCGCCCCUCCCAUUAAAAUGAAAUUAAAAAAAUUCUGAAGUCCUUGAAAUCUUCAAAAUACGACCAUUUGACAAAAAUUUAAGAACAGUUUUCCCAGUAGGGGCCUACGUGCAAAAACAUGGUUAAAACAGAAAAAAUGUCUGAUUACCCCCCCCCCCCCUCUUAAAUCAAAGGCUGUGCAUGAAAAACACUGGCAGCCUUAGAGGUACAUGUACAUAUGCCCCAGCUUUUAUUCGUCGGGCAACAUAAAGUGAAGUACAUUUAUCAGUAGGCCUCGCAAAAGAUAUCUCUCCACUUUGCUGAUAUUCUGGAUGUGUUCUAAGAUGGCUUCAGCGUUGUCGUGAAUUCGGGAGAGACGUCUUUUGUUGGGGAGCUUGACAAUAUGGCGGAGAGUAGAAUAAUUUUCAAAUCUGUAUUUGACGAUAGUGUUCAUUGUUGACAAUGGGGUGGUCAUGUCUGUCAUUGAUAUUUAAGUUAACUCAAUUCGUGAGGUUUGAUAAGUUCUCCUAUUGAACCUAAUUCCUUUCAGGAGAAAGGUUCUUCAAAUCUGAACCUACUGAACAACCCACCCGAAUAUCACUUUGAAAGAGAUUGCUAGAUUGUUCAUGUUUUCAUUUCCAAGAGAUUGCCAUCACGAACCUUUUGUGCAAUGAAGUGUAAACCUGGCAGGAGCCUAGCAGGUUUGAAGUGAUUUUCUUAGUUGUGUGCAUAACCAAACUUUUCCAAAGUGGUCGUUUGGUGGGCAGUUCAGUUGUAUCAGCGCUCCAAAUUAGUCGACCUUUACCAGAAAAUCAUGACAAAACUACGCGUUUUAAAAAUCCGAAGCUGAUUUUGAAAACUCAGGGGUUGAAAAGAUAUAUUGUCCUUUUCUAGUUGACCGUAAUUCAAAAGGCAGGAAUAUUUUAGUGCACCUAUUGAAAUGCUAAGAACUUUCUAUAUCCCUGUCGUUUCACCCGUUGUGCUUGAUUUGUCAAUAUUGGUCUGUGGGUUUCUUUUCAAGUGGGACGGAAACUGGUUAAGGGUUUGCGAUUUUUCUAUCGGAGCUUUAAAAUAUGUACAAUACAGGAAACUGGUGACGUUGUUGUUGUUGUUGUUGACUGACGUCGGAGCACUUGGACAUCGUGGUUGAUGAAAGGCACAAUGAUCAUCCAGCAGUCUAUUGGUAAAUGAUAAAUAAUGUGUGAACAGUUCAGAGGUACCUCAAAAAGUCGAUUCGAAUUUAAAAGUGCCGGUUUGUACCUGGUAAUCCUUAACUUGACAUCUGUCUUCUCGCUUCGUAUUUACCUCACUACACUCGUGCCUAGGCCACUUCUAUUCUAGUUUGCAAAUAGGCGUUCUCGUUGUUUUCUACUGGCAAUGUUGUUUUCUAACGUCAAAAUUAUGUAUCGACAGUUACUGAACUCUUUUAGAUUCUUUUACAAACGAUUUUAAAAUUGUGCGCACCGUGGUCAGUAAUUUAGACGAAACCUGUUUAAUUUUAAAAGUACCGGCUGUAUAGAUGGAUAUCUGAUGACGUCACGGCAAAUUUGUAAACAUCAUGGUCGUGCACUCUCGUAUUUCUGUGACACGGUUUUCAUUGAGAAAAGUUACAACGAACCGUCCUCCUGCUGUUCUCGAUAACAUGAUGCUGAACUGAUGAUGUAGAGCUGCUACUAUGACAAAAUUUUAUCCAGGUUUUAUUCCAAAAUAUCCCACACGUCAUGAGAUGAAGAAAAACUCCUCGUAUCCAAUAACGAUCGUGCACCGUCGAUAUCUCACCAUCCUCUGUUGACCGUCACGUGUGCACGCACAAAAGGAGAAUUAUAAGUUUCGUUCUGACCUCAUUUCGUUGGCUGAGCGCAAAACUGUUGUAACUGACAAAUUUGAAAAAAAAUGAGUUAGCCCCAGAAAUCAAUGCAAAAACAUCAUAUCUACAAUAUUAUUGUGUUGAUUAGUGGUGCCUUCUAUCAUACGCCCCUAAACUACCAAUGUAAUACUAUUGUAUCUGCAGAUUACAGGAAAACAUGAGUGCAAAAACAUUGUAUCUGCAUUCAAAAUGGCUUCCUCAAAACAAAAGAGGCUGAUGACUGCUGAUGAUGUUCAAAUCUUUGAAGUCAUUUUCCUCAAAACCAAAGGAAGUGUAGAUACAACAGUUUUGCAAUCAGCCCACGAUUUUAAAACAAAGAUAUUCAUCUAUCGACUGGUUGUUCAUAAUCUGUUCUAUCUGUAUCAUAUUAACUUACAAAUUGCACUUUGUUGGCCAAGUGACUCAGAAUCUAAGUGAUCACAGUAUGAAAAAUCUGCUUCCAAGGAGAACAAUUGAAACUAUUUCUUGCAAAUCUUUUUAAAAAUCGUAUUCACUGACGUCUCUUCGUGAAACCUGCACUUCAGACUUUGAGUUUUCACAUGAAUGCAUUAUUAUCCAACUGCCGUAUUUUUAGUGUGCGAUCACCCAAAAUUAGGGAAUCAACUCUUCAUCAGAUUGUACUUUAACCCUUCAGCAGCAACGCAAUGUGGUUUUGAAAUUGCUGCACUGUAUUUAAAUCUCUUGCCUCGUGUUCCUGUUCUGUGAAAGCGACAUGGCUCGAAUCAAAGUCAUUAAAUAUUCGCACUUUGCUUAUUGGUUUUGUGUCACCCCUCAGGUGUUUUUUUCAACCUCGUCCAAACCGGAUACAAACAGUCAACCUCGGAAGCAGGGCACACAUUUCAGCGUACUUUAUAUUGCAAGAUACCCCAUACUGAGGUUUGUGAUUUGUUGUCCACGUGGACGAGGUUCCUUUCAGUAUUUGUCAAGUGUGAAAUUUCCUCAGGUUUGAGCGUUCGUUAUUCUCGUAUCCUUUGUAUUAGUCGAUUGCAGGGAAAGUAUGUGUUCGUGUUAAGUAGGUCGGUGAUUCGUGAACAGCAACAUGGCGAAGAGAAAUUUCAAACUGGUUUCCAGAAGUUGGCCCUAAAUGAUCUUUUUUUCAAAUGUACUUUCGACUCCUAAAAGUUAUUUUGGAAAUUUUGAUUGAAAAAUCUCUCGGAGGUUUGCGAAAAAAAUAUCCGGAAAAAUGUCGAUGAUGAGAAUGCAUUGUUGCACUACAUUUAAAGGGUUACGCUUUUCGUAUCAAAUUGUGGGUCAAGAAAAUCGGAAUGCAGUUAUUCGCAAUGCUGAAGUGCAGUUGUUGUGCAUGCAAUUUUGCUAAAACUUGGCACAUACAGUAUAUGUAUAUCUGUCAACACCACGACAAUGUUGACAUUUAUACCGAGUACGUAUUUACACAAUAUGAAAUUUUUGGCGUAGGCCUUUAAAAUAUCAAAAGAGAGUAAAAACUUUUGUUUGACACAUUUGCAUGUGUGCUGACGAUCACGUUGACCUUCUUUCCUGGAACAAAACUCUGAUGCAACCUUGUUCAUUUCCUAUGGCAUUCUUUUCUUUCCGACUUGGAAGGGUUGAGGGCUUGACUGGCAAAGAUGUGGCUCACCAGGUGGAGAAGAGGGGCACAACAUUUGCUGCUAAAUGUCUAGAAAAAGCUGUGUCAGAAAGAGCAUUUUCGAAGCUACUUUCCCCAUUCAUCACGUCAGUCAUCCUCCGCCUUUCCAAGUACGGAAUUUCUGAUCAACUGCUGCAAUUUUUACCGCCGAUAGUAAUACAAAAACUAGGCGCUGUUUGCGACUUUUUUGUACCGCGCAGUGAUUGAAUGUUUGUACUAUAUUUUUGGGAGACGAAUGGCAGCUGUUGGUUUCAAUGUGUAGCGUGGCUAGUGGCAGUGUGAAGCUGGCGGCUUCAGUGAGUAGCUGGCUGGCUGGCUUCAGUGGGUAGCUGGCUGGCUGGCUUUGAUGUGUAGCUGGCUUCGGUGUUUUGCUUACCUGGUUAGUGUCAGUGUCGUGUAAACCUACUUCAAAACCUCACGCUACUUGUUUGGAUUGUUAAUGUACAUAAACCCCAGUCAGCUGUGUUUAUAAAAAACACAUGGUCAGCUUUAAUGUUAAAGGCAAGGUUAACGUGGUCAGCCUUGGUGUUAAAGUUCAGGUUCAUAUGGUCGCCCUUGGUGUUAAAGGCCAGGUUAACAUGAUCAGCCUUGGUGUUAAGGGCCAGGUUAACGUGGUCAGCCAUGAUGUUGAAGGCUAGGUUCAUGUCACAGUCUUUCUUGGUGUUAAAGGCCAGGUUGACAUGGUCGGCCUUGGUGUUAAGGGCCAGGUUAACGUGGUUAGCCUUGGUGUUGAAGGCCAGGUUCAUGUCACAGUCAGCCUUGGUGUUAAAGGCAAGGUUAACGUGGUCAGCCUUGGUGUUAAGGGCCAGGUUAACGCGGUCAGCCUUGGUGUUAAAGGCCAGGUUGACAUGGUCGGCCUUGGUGUUAAGGGCCAGGUUAACGUGGUCAGCCUUGGUGUUAGGGGCCAGGUAAACGUGGUCAGCCUUGGUGUUAAGGGCCAGGUUCACGUGGUCAGCCUUGGUGUUGAAGGCCAGGUUCAUGUCACAGUCAGCCUUGGUGUUAAAGGCAAGGUUAACGUGGUCAGCCUUGGUGUUAAAGGCCAGGUUGACAUGGUCAGCCUUGGUGUUAAGGGCCAGGUUAGCAUGGUCAGCCUUGUUGUUGAAGGCCAGGUUCAUGUCACAGUCAGCCUUGGUGUUAAAGGCCAGGUUAACGUGGUCAGCCUUGGUGUUGAAGGCCAGGUUCAUGUCACAGUCAGCCUAGGUGUUAAAGGCAAGGUUGACAUGGUCGGCCUUGGUGUUAAGGGCCAGGUUAACAUGGUCAGCCUUGGUGUUGAAGGCCAGGUUCAUGUCACAGUCAGCCUUGGUGUUAAAAGCCAUGUUAACGUGGUCAGCCCAGUGUUAUAGGCCAGGUUAACGUGGUCGGCCUUGGUGUUAAAGUGUUAAAGGACAGGUUGAUUUACAAAAUUGUUAGUGGCUCAGUGUUAGUUAUCCCGGUCGUUCAAAACAAGUUCCACACAUCAUCUUAAUUUGGAUUAUUUCAUUUAGUUAAGUCCAUUAGUCCUUUAAACGCCUAAUUAAGUAAAAUCAUGUCAGUGGCCAACUUGUUUUCAACUACCGGACCCAGAGCUUGUAACUUAGUAUUGAAUCUCUGUAUGCUUGUACACCCUUCUCUUCUCCCCAACCAAGCAGUCUUGUAUUUUAAUUAGCAAUCCUACCAGACUGUAAAACACUUGUGUUUCUUUUCUUUGCAAAAAAUAUGUAUACAUUGUAUAAUGUGCAUCACGGCUUGAAGGUCAAUCAUGAGGAUGUUCUCUGGGACGCUUUGCUCCAUUGGGAUCAAAAUGAAUACAAUGGAACCUGCCUUUGCGGACACCUCUCUAUUAAGGACAAACUGUCUAUCAAGGACACUUGGCUCGGUCUCAAUUUUGUCGUUUCCACUCAAUUUGACCUCUCUAAUCAGGACACCUCUCUAUUGAGGACAGCACUUGUCAGUCCCAAGGGUGUCCUACUGUAUGUCAGGACACCCCAGAAAAAGCUUCAGAUUUGAGCUUGGAAGCGCUGGCAUUGUAUUACCUUAUCCGCAUCAUUUGGGGUAGCCAAUAAAAAGAGGUGUCCACUUUGGGAGGUUCCACCAUUCUCCCGAUCCGAGAUAUUUGGUCGAGCUUUUCUUAUCUUACUGGUGAUGAUAGUCUGUUCAUCAAGUCUAUGUACUGUGGCUGCAUCAAAGUCUUUAUAGUAGAAUUGGCAAAAUGUGCUGUGCGUUCUAUUAACCCCUUGUUAGCGCCAAAUUUGUAACCCCCAGUGACAUGGUACCGUCAAUAGAAUGACUUUGAACACUUGGUCACAGCGAUCUUCAUCGCAACAUUCAUCUCUGGAGGGUGUUUGAAAAAGGACUCUUUGUUUAUGAUGGUGAGUCUGACGGACUUCCUGGCCUUGUCGUCGGCGGUGAAUGGAGGAGACUUUACGACUGAUAUUCACCGCCGAUGAGUCGGCACGGUGAUGGCCUAGUUUAGGGAGCUUCCCUAUCGAUUUAGGACCCGGCACGAAAUCCACUAUGGCUGCCAGGCGGCCAUCUUUCUUUUCCACUCCAUUACUACAGGACCAGUUUAGUGACAGCCUGAAACAUGUACAUGGUACCCACAGAGUAGACCUCUCUAGAUCGGGAUUAGUUAGUUUCAUCCUAAUAUCAUAGAUGGCAACACUUUCGAAUAGUUUCGACCGUUCAGUUUUCAAAAGUUAGCUCUAAAAUUUAUGAUUUGUAUCGACUGACAGCACAUGGUGGCACUGGCUGAAAAAUGGCUGCUGCAGCGUAAGUGUUAAAGGGAGAAUAUGGGCAGCAGCUAGGCAGGCAAGAUAAAGUUACACGAAGUCGCCAAUAGGGGUCUCUCACAUCACAGUACCUCGAAAUGAUUCAUGCUUGUGCGAGGAAUAUAGUAGUGAUGAAUCUGACAUGACCUAGGGCCCUUACUGUGUUUAUUAGUCACCUGAAGAUGGCCAAAUGAGCCCCUCUGCUCCUGCCUAUAGUCCCCCUUUAAGAGUGAGCGUUCAAAGUCCCCACAUAUGUCGGUACCGUCACAUCUCUCUGUCGCUAGUUCAGGUUAACGAGACUCUUAUCCUUUUACGCUGUUUUACUGUUGAAUACAUGUAUAAUAUACUACAUGUUUUGUAUAGACGUGUAUUGUUAUAAAACAGUUGUUUCAGUUUCUAGUUGCAAACUUGAUAACCAGGGAUUGCUAGGUUCUUUUAUACUUCUAUCUUAUUUCUUAUAUACUACUGUACAGGUGUUUCUGGUUUAGGUCGAAGGCUAGCAUUUGCUGCAGAGUAUUCUGUGGACUUGUGAACUGAAGGGAGACACUCCCGACCUGUAGCUCAGGCUUUCGGCCUGCGGUCAAGUGGUACCCAGAGUCCUUCCUGCUUCGUGUCAGUGAUGCGCAACGUACAAAAGAGUUGUGUGUCAGCGACGCGCUUAUCUCUCUGUGUUUCACGUAAAUUACGCACGUUCUACCCUGGACUUUCGCGCUGGGUAGCGCGUCAUUGUCACCACUGACACGCCAAUGACGCGAAUUUAGGUCAAUUGUGAUUUGGACUGUAGUCAAGCCUGCAUUCUCGGUUUUCUGAUCUUUCAAGACAAGUAACGAGAAUGUCAACUGAGGCUGGAGCCUUUUGGCCCUUGUCUAAAAUUUCACAACUUUGGUAUUAUAUUGUGUGGCGAAUGUUAGCUUUCGAUGCAUUACCUUACUAAUGAUGGUGCACACACAUACAUGUAUUGCGCCCUGGUGGUACUAAACAAUGAUUCAUGUUUUAAAUGGCUAUGUUUUACACAACUCUGUCACCUCAACCGGGGAACAGUUUUAUAAAAAUGAGUUUACUAUUCAACUGGGCUACCUCUGUCUCUGGGCGCAUUGUAAUUCGAAAACAUUGUUGUGGGCAUUUUAAUUUUGCGGUCUGCACUGAGCCUGCAAUAUAACAGACACAAAAUGUUUUUUCAUUAACAGUUUUUGCAUUGUGAGUCGGUGUCUAGAGCCAUUAAAAGGUGUGUUUGAGAUAAAAAAAUAUGUUCAAAAUUCGUUAAAAAAACUGGUGUUUGUUUCGCCACUAAGCUCACUCUGUUGGAUAUCAAUUUUGUAAAUUUGUGUGAGGCUAACAAAGUUUUGUGAUAGUGGUGUUGUUAAAGGGAUAGCUGCCUCCUGUGACAGCAUGUCAAUGCUACACACUACGCCACCAUGAAGCAUGUGAAAUUGGGAAGUGCAAGUUUCUGGGCCAAUCUCAUCUUUUUUAAGUCGAGUGAAAAAACUGUUAACUACCUGCUUACACUUUCAGUGCCUAUAAAACAUUGUGCCCUUAUAGUCAGCUGAGAAAACAUGCAAGUCAGAACAUGAAAAAAAACCUGUUGAUGUACGUCUAAAAAAUAUAGGUUUGUUUUGCAUCCAGAAAAAUUUUAGUUGAAAGAAUCGUUUGGAUUAUGUGGCCUAAAAUCUGAGGUAACUAAAGAGUUAAAAAAAUAACGAGUGUAGAGCUGAGCGUCAGCAUUAUUAACUCUAUAAACGAUAGUGGGCAAUUGUAAUGUGAGUAGGAGGAAACCGGAGACUCCGGAGGAAAUCUACGCUGUUGAACAGAGUUGCCCUCUCUGUCACAUGAGUGUACCAGGACCGACUAAACCUGUGACGUCAGAGGUGACGAGCCCUGUUGUUUUCACUUCGCCACUCCGGCUGCCCAGUUACAUGAGGGAGGUGUCCCUUUAUAACCAGGUGUAUUUCUUAGUAUUCUCGGCAGUUAAUUAGCGGCAGUAUUCUUCUGGCCCGUCACUCUACCUUCUUAUGAGCACUGAGCUUAAGGAUAGUAUUACUUAGAUUUACCCGAUUCUCCGCAAGUUUCAUGUAAAAGAACACCAAUACACUGCUUAAUUACGUAAGCACUGCUUAUAGCACUGCCAUCAACCAAGUGGGCAUUUAUAAAUAAAAGGUCUGAUCAGAUGGACAGUGCUGCGUAAAUCAUAUUUGCAGGUAUUGGCAAGUAGAAUACUGCAUCUAAUUUACUGCUGGUUUUCGGUACUUCUGACCAGGCAGCUCGUCGUAUUUCUUCUCAAUCCAUCCUAUUUUGUCUUAUGAAAAGUUAUCAUGUUUUCGGAGUGCUGGUCAUUCGUUCGUCAUUGCACCGGGCGGGGACUUUUUACUGUCUUAUUAAAGGGACAACUUGGGCAUGGGAUUUACCUGACCAGCAUGAUUAUACCCCUCAGCGCCGCCACCAAGCACCGUCACUGGUGGUAUCAAACUAAUGCUGACCUCUAAAAAGGAUUUCUCGCCAGUGUUUCAAGGCGGUUUUGAAUAUGGCAUGAAUUUCAGGCAGGGUCUGUGGCUAAUACGCCCUUCUAGUGCAUUGUUUAUUGCAUUUCAAUGAUAUUGUUUAGGGAGAAAUCGCGGCCCUGCUGGAAGCCAUUUUUGUAUGAGAAAACCAACAUAUAUCGUGCCCAAGUUGUCCCUUUAAACACGUGUACAUUUUAGUAACAUAUCUAGUUUGUAAUAUUAUUGUGACAUGAAAAAAUCAUGUUGUCUGCCACUGAAAACUCGCCUCUAAGCUAUAGGCUGAAAUUAAUCAGAUAUAAGUUUCUCGCUCUGGCCAACCUCUAAAGACUUAAACCUGACUACCUCCAAAUACAUUGUAGGGGCAUUUUCAGGAAGGGCGAUUUUAUUUAUUGAAUGAAGCAACUUUACAUUGGAUCACAGCCGUUUAUCUGCGACAUCUUUACUUUAGAGAGUGCACCUACAGGUAAAAGUGAAGAAAUUUGUAAAUUGCUGUAAUAUUCACCACGUUAGCCAUUCUUUCAUUUUAGAUACUAGCAUUAUACCCGUGGUGCAGGCAGGUUCAAAUGGGUUAUUCCUUGAAUUGCAUGGGCGGAAAGAUUGAAUUGCAAUGAAAAUCUCAUGCAAUAUCGAAGGGACCAUAUUAAAGAGACAAAUUAAACAAUUGUCCACAGACCUGAUAAUGAAAUGAUAGUCAGCGAAUUUUUCCCACUUUGUCAGAGGCCAGUGUAUGUUGAAAUUACACAGACCUGUAUAAUGUUGAUACACCAAUGUAAAGAACCAGUUGAUAUGAAAGGAAGAGUUGCAAUGAACUACUGUGUCAACACCGAUGUUAAGGCCUGAUCAUAGGUACUGACAUUUUGGCGAGAACUUCAAAUUCUAAAGCAAUUAGAACUUCUUCAAAAUGAAGUGAAUGCCAAUUUGAAACCUGGGAGGUUGUUCUCUUGAUAACAAAGAACAGACUCUUAUCCUUGAAAUUGGCAUUCAUUUCGUUUUAAAGGAUCUCUAAUUGCUUGUUUCAAGAUCUAGCUAAAAUCGUGGUGCCAGUGGUCAAAGGAGAAACUAUUGUGCCGAUACCAGUGAUGAUUACAGAUUUCAUGAGAAAAGAGCACUGCAGGUAUACAUGUACAUGAAAAUUAUUUAGGAACAAUACAUGUAGUAGGGCCUACGAAAGUAUUUGUUGAGCUUUAUUAAGUUCAUGAGAAGAGGGCAAUGCAGAUGUAUAUUGUACAUCAAAAGUGUGUUUGAUGCACUUGCACACAAUCCUCUUCCUUUCAUCCAACUUUGUCAACACUGGUUGUCAGACCAGGGCCCGGUUGCUCAAAGUCUAGUUGAUAAUUUCUCGACCGCUUAUCGUUUAAGUGACCACUUCGAAACUAAACGAAGUUCAUGGGUCUGCUAACUUGGUGGCUUAAAGCCAGCUUAUUCUAACGGAACUCAGCGCUAGGAUAACUCUAGUUUAGUAAAGCGGGCGCCAAACCACCGUUAGCAGAUAGCGGAGCUUUGAGCAACCCGUCCCGAAACAUUUUUGUUCUCUCUAACAGAAGUUAUGGUUAAAUUUGAGAUGCUGUAAUAGUUACCAGGUCCUGCUUCCUGGAGCUGGUGUUAGUGCCGUAUUAUGUGGGGUUAAGCAGCAACAGGAUUAUUGAAUUCGUGUAAAGUUGAUUACAUUAAAGGGACAACUUGGGCGUGAGAUUAACCGAGCCAGGAAGAUGAUAUCCUUGCUCGACACCAUGCGCCGCCACCACCACUCUGAUGCCGAUCUCUGAUCGUGAUUUCCACCAGUGAUGUGAGGCAGCAACUUUUUCGACGUGGUUUGCGAAUUUCAGGCAGGCCUAAGCUUACCCUGUUCUGGUGCAUUGUUUAUUGCAAUGCAGUGAUCCGGUUUGGAGAAGUUGCGGUCCUGCUGGAAACCGUUUUUGUGUGGAAAACCAACAUAUCUUAUAUCCAAGUUGGCCCUUUAACAUGCAUGCUGGAGGAAGCGUACUCCUUUUGUUGUCUCGACAUCUGUAUAGUCACUUCUGUAAUGUAUAGAAUAUGUUUAUUUAACAUAUUGUGAACAUUAAACAUAGCAUUUCCUAUAUAUACUUAAA